This is a messenger RNA of Pocillopora meandrina, 1862 nucleotides long. NCBI's taxonomy places the organism in Eukaryota, Metazoa, Cnidaria, Anthozoa, Scleractinia, Pocilloporidae. The record is from the annotation of a GenBank genome assembly.
AUGUUAUCUACAACUUUAUACAGGAGAAAAAAGAUUGGGCUAUUAGCAACACAAAGAUGGGGAGAAAGCUUACCCAAAUUUAAAAGUCCAGAUACAAAACAACAGCUGACAGAAUUUGCUUCUAGAAUUACUCCAGAGUGUGGGAUACCAGAACUCAACUUCAAUGCUGAUGGUAUUGCCAGACAUAUUAAGAAUUUCUUCACUGAACAGAGACGAUACCGAAAGAUUAAAACAACAUCCUGCAAGGUUUGUUUUCUACUUUCACGUGAUUUUGACAAGGGCUCAUUAAUGUGUGUCCUUGGAAACUUCUUGUUAAUGCUACUUUUGAGCAGCUUUCUGAUUUUAAGAAAUUUAAAAAAACGAUCUCUUGCUAAAACUUUUAAAAAUACGAGCUUUCGGCUGUUUGCGCUACAGCCUUCAACGGGUAAAAUGAUAAAAAGGUAAAAAAUAUACUAGGUGUGAAGUACAAAGUAAAAAUUAAAAAUGCUGAUAACUAAGAAUGUCUGUUAAAAAGAAUGUUGUAUUGUCCGGGCAAAGGACAGGACAGUGGUGACUGUUCAUGGUGUUAUAUUGGUGAGACUGGCAGGGCCUUCAACACAAGAAAGAAAGAACACCUCAGAAAUGUGAAAACCACGGCAAAAGGCUCAAGAAUUGCCAAUCACGUCUGGGCCAAUAGUCACGCAGUAGACUUUGAUAAUGCAUCUAUUAUUGACAAAGGCAGUUUCAGAACAAGAAAAAUACUAGAAGUGUGGCAUUCCAAGUUAACUCCCAAUGCGGACAACAAUUCCUGUCCUUUGCCCGGAAAAUACAACAUUCUUUUUUACAAACAUUCUUAGUUAUCAGCAUUUUUAAUUUUUACUUUGUACUUCACACCUAGUAUAUUUUUUACCUUUUUAUCAUUUUACCCGUUGAAGGCUGUAGCGCAAACAGCCGAAAGCUCGUAUUUUUAAAAGUUUUAGCCAGAGAUCGUUUUUUAAAUUUCAUAAGAUGUUUUAUCCUGGCCGCGGCCCCUCUAUCUUUUCAAGUUUUCUGAUUGUUUUGUGUUUUUAUUAUUGUUAGUAAAUAUUUAUCUCAAUUGAGGCUAAACAUACUUCUUACAUUAUUUUUUUCCAUUUCAAACAUUUUCAGAGUGAAACUGAUCAUAAACCAAAGGAGGAAAAAAGUAGGAAGAAGCAUAAAGUCAAACACGUGGGUAUCUCUAAUUCUCUUAUGUUAUACUUGGGUUAUAAAUAUAAUAGGUCUGUGGUUACCUGCAUACCAACUUAAAUAAGCAACUGGGAACUCCAACCUCUGCUCUUACUCCAUGUCAUUGUUUAAGUUUUGGGAUUGAAAAGAAUGUCAGUUACAAAAGUUAGAGGGGAAAACAAUAAUUGAUUGUUUUUUGUCCAUAGAGAUUUGAUAAACUAUGUUUUGUUUUGCAGUUGUCCAGUGGAGAAUUGUCUGCAAGUGGAAUUUCUUUUGCAUCUGGAUCAGAAAGAGAAAGUUCUCCUCCCUCUGAGGGUGGUGAUACAGAACCUGUCGAUGAGGAUAUCGAUGACGAUGAUGACUCCUGUAUAAGUGAAUCACCACCUUGCUCUCAAGUUCCCUCAUUUGUUGCGAGUAAAGGCAUGUCAGCUUGGCCCCUGGCAGUCAAUCAAGCAAUUGUAAAGGGUGUCUUUGGUCGUAUUUUAAACAGACAUGAUAUUGUUGACAUCCUUAAGAAAAGGUUUUCUGUACAGCAAAGGAGCUUAACUAAUUUGAAACCCACAGAGCUUAUGAGUGUAUUGGCCAGGAAGCUAGUACAAAAUGAUUACUGCAAGGUCAAAGAAGUGGUGAAAAACAUACACGAGGAUAUAACUGUAUUCAAAGAAAUUGCUGUUUAG